Molecule: messenger RNA, 1005 nt
Organism: Hemicordylus capensis (graceful crag lizard)
Lineage: Eukaryota; Metazoa; Chordata; Lepidosauria; Squamata; Cordylidae
Product: olfactory receptor 49-like
Exons: 1
Coding region: 1-1005 (334 amino acids)
Biological process (GO): G protein-coupled receptor signaling pathway
Cellular component (GO): membrane
Molecular function (GO): olfactory receptor activity; G protein-coupled receptor activity
Source: RefSeq, a predicted model, not a curated record
AUGGAGAACCGAACCAGGAUCAGAGAGUUCUUACUCCUAGGAUUCACUGAGAAUCACAAACUAGAGAUUUUCCUCUUUUGCCUGAUUCUAAUCAUGUACUUGAUGACAGUGACAGGAAACAUUCUCAUUAUUGUCCUCACUCUCAUGGAUUUCCGCCUCAGAACCCCCAUGUAUUUCUUCCUCCGGAAUUAUGCGGUUUUGGAAAUUGGCUACACCACAGCUGCCAUUCCAGCCGCUUUGAUCAACCUGGCAUCAGGAAGGAAAACCAUCUCUUACAUCGGGUGCUUAAGCCAGUCUUUUCUCUACUUCUCUCUUGGCACCACAGAUUUCUUCCUGCUGACAGUGAUGUCCUUUGAUAGGUAUGUGGCCAUCUGCAACCCUCUUCGGUAUACCGCCAUCAUGAAUGAACGUUUCUGCACUCUGUUGGUGCUGAUCUCUUGGCUUGGGGGGUUCGCCGUGAUUUUUGGUCAAACCAUGCUUUUCAUCCAGUUUCCCUUUUGUGGCUCAAACAUCAUUGACCAUUUCUUCUGUGACAACAGGCCCUUGCUCAACCUUCUUUGUGGAGAUACCCGCCUCUUAGAGCUCUUGGGCUUUAUCCUUGCUGUGUUUUCUCUACUGGGGACUUUAGCUAUCACCAUUGUGUCCUACCUUAAAAUUAUCUCCACAGUUCUUCGCAUCCCAACUGCAGCAGGGAGACAAAAGGCCUUUUCCACCUGUGCUGCCCACAUCACGGUGGUCUCUGUCACCUACGGGAGCUGCAUUUCGAUGUACAUAAUCCCGGGACAAGGUGAUGAGCAAAACUUCAACAAGGUGGUGGCUGUCCUCAACAACGUGGUGUGUCCUUUGAUGACCCCAUUUGUUUACAGUCUGAGGAACAAGCAGGUCCAAGAUGCUCUGAAGGAUGCUUUUGAUUGCCAAGUGCCAUUGUAUAAAAUGCAGAAAAUGCCAUGGAGGCUGAAAGCAGAAGCAAAGAAAGAAGAGGGCGAUGUAGAGAGCCGAACAUAG